GUCGCCUNGAUUGCCUUUGUCAGUUUUCUCCAAUCCCGUAUCGGGACAUCCCUACUUCACUGACAGAGUUUGGUUGAAAAUCAUCGUCAGCAUGAGCAAAGCAAACGAAUCAUCCGGGUCGAAAGAGGAAGACCAUGCGGAAAGACUGUCCAAGCUUUACUUGUGUAGAGACACAGGCAAACCAAGAACUUUGAUAAUUCCUCUAAACCAAGUUUUAAGAAAAGAAGGCUUUCGCUGUUUGUCCUAUGGCAAUCAGUCAAAGGCAUACCAACACCAUAAAGUGAUUAUGCUAGUUGGUGCAACAGGUGCCGGUAAGAGUACCCUGAUCAAUGCGAUGAUAAAUUACAUCAUUGGGACAAAGUGGAAUGAUGACUAUCGAUUUAAGAUUGUAGAUGAAGUACAGUCGUAUUCACAGGCUCAUAGUCAAACACAAAUUACAACUUUAUAUACAAUCCACAGAAACAAACACCAUACCAUCCCGUACACACUGACAAUCAUUGACACACCUGGGUUUGGAGAUACAAGAGGUAUUGAGCGCGAUAAAGCAAUCGUUCAUCAGAUCCGUGAGUUUUUCUCCCAUCCUGAAGAUCACCAUGUGGAUCAUCUCGACGCGGUGGGCUUUGUAGCGAAAUCAACCGACGCUCGUCUCACCCCCACUCACAAAUACAUCUUUGACUCUAUGUUGGCUUUAUACGGCAAAGAUAUUGAGCCGAACAUAAUGCUUCUUGCUACAUUUAGUGACAAAGCUCGCCCAAAGGUUAUUUCUGCAUUAAGGGAGGCAGAAAUUCGUUGUGAGGACAACUUGUUUAAGUUUAAUAACUCAGCACUAUUUGCCACGAAUGUUGAGACUACAGAAAGUGACACAGAUCAAGAUGAUCUUGCUAUUCAUCACGCGUACUGGAAAAUGGGAAUGAAGAAUAUGAAGUCAUUUUUUGAGUCUCUUGAACGACUUGAACCGGUAAGCAUCUUUCUUACAAAGGAAGUCCUCCUUGAGCGUUUACGUUUAGAGAAUAUCUCUGAACAUCUGUAUCAGCAGAUUCAAGCCAUAAACACAAAGGUUGGGCAAAUGAAGAGAGACAAGAAGAUGCUCGAGUCUCAGCAGGGUAAAACGGCGCAGAAUGCACCUUUUCCAAUCCCAUGUUAUGCUAAAACAUUUGAGUGGGUUGAGACAGAAAAAAAAGCGAUGAACUGCACCACAUGCGAAUAUACUUGUCACUUCCCUUGUUCACGUAUGAAAAUAUCAAAUUACCAGUGUCGAGUUUUUGACAUUAAAGGGAAGUGCACAGUAUGUCCAAGAAAGUGCAAAACACGUGACCACAGCAUGCAGUCGGUGCGUAAGAAACCUCAAUUGGUGAAGAAGAUGAUGACAUACAAAGAUAUAAAGGGUCGAUACGAGAAAGCAGCCGGUCGGGAGCUGUCCGUCCAGGAGGUAAUCCAAGAUCUCAAAACAGACAUUCAGGAUCACUUUCAGUGUCUACAAGGCUUGAACUUUGAGGCUGCUAGUUGUAUGCGACGUCUUCAAGAAAUCGCCCUUAAGCCUCAGAUAAGUGUGAAAGACCACUUGGAUAUGUUUAUCGAGAGAGAAAAGAAAGAUCAAGAGUUGGGUUGGGAAGAUAGAGUGGCAGAACUUGAAAUAGUAAAAAGUCGUCAUGAAGCGUUGGAGUGUGGCGGAGGCGUAAAAUACAAGGCAAGAGUUCUCGAAACUAUUAUGAACUAAAUUUAGCUAGACGUGGAAAACAUGCGAACAAAUCAAUUCAGCUC
Acanthaster planci (crown-of-thorns starfish) is the source of this 1761-nucleotide messenger RNA. RefSeq lists its product as uncharacterized. Gene Ontology annotation, molecular function: GTP binding. NCBI's taxonomy places the organism in Eukaryota, Metazoa, Echinodermata, Asteroidea, Valvatida, Acanthasteridae. The record is from RefSeq and is a predicted model, not a curated record.